AGUUAGGCCAGCCCCUCAGACAUCCUUCAGCAGGUUAACAACCCCCCCCCGCAGUGACGAUAUAUAGGAGCAGAGCAGCCUGCAGCGUCAAACACAGAUGAUCCGCACUUUAAGGAGGCCUGAAUAGAUUUGAAGAUGUCGAAUGAGAGGAACGUGGAGGCAGUCGGCUGCGAUGCCUCCAUCAUGAAGAACGUCUGGGAGAUCAGAGAGAGAGACUAUGAACAGAAGAUGAAUCAGGAGGAGGACCGGAAAUCAAAGAGCGCUCUGACCUCUAUCAACAAGGAAUGGUCAAUGCGACUGGCUGCAAGACAAGGAAACUACAAAAGACCGGAAAGGAAACCUAGAACUGUGGAAAAUCAGGAAGACAACGAUGUCUGGAAGACCAAAAAAGCCGAGGCUCCACCUCCUCUUCCACGUGGUGUGCCAGGUUCAGGUCCACGUGGCACUCCAGGUUCAGGUCCACGUGGCACUCCAGGUUCAGGUUCACUUAGCAGACCAGCAGUCCAGAGCCGAGGCCCCUCCACUACCCAAAAGGAAAAAAAGAUGCUGGACAAGAGCCUGAUGAGGCUUCAGUUACUCAUGUUCAUCAACCAAGGUCAGCCUUCAGGUAUGGUAUGGGGAAAGUCAUGGAAGUACAACAAAGCCUUGCCAGCACCAGCAGAGGCCGAUGAAGCUCGAUCAGACUGGGGUCAGUGCUGGAUGUUUGCCACGCAGCAGCCUUUCACUGAAGCCGGCCAGCCUUGGAAAAAUGGGCCCAACAUGAUGGAUCCUAAGAACCUACUCUUCUGGGAGAGACUUGAGACCCGGAUGGUGGAAUCAGAGGAGCUAGACCUGAGCCUUCCUGAGGAUGAGUGGCAUGCUUCCUGGAAGAGAUCUGACAAAACCAACAAGGACAAAUCUGCAGAUGGAGAGAAUUUCUCCAAAUAUGGUCGGUUCAGUGAAUUGGAGCACACUCAGCAACACAAUGAAGAGCUGUGCUCAUCAGAGUGGAGUGAAUCCUGGAUGUCCACCAAGCCAGGAGAGGAGCAGGAUGAUUUCACUGCUUCAGAAGAUGGUCCAAUGCAGCAGGAUAACAACAAAGACAUGAGCUCCAUGUCAGAAGAUUGGAAGCUUUCAAACCAUCAUGGCCGCAACAAUGUCAACACAACCCAAAUCAAAAAAUCUCUCAGCUCAGAGUGGGUCAAUUCAUGGAGAGCAGCCAUGAUGGUCUUCAACAACCACAUGAAUUCUGACGCCUCUAUGAAUCAAGGUGAAAUGGGCACCUGUGCUGGUAAUGGCCAGCAUAGAGAGUCACACAUCUACAAAGUCAGCCUUUCGUCUCAAGAGAAGAAGCACAGGAAUCUGUACUCGCAGCUCUUGGAUGAAUUUGAGGCUCUCUCUGAGUGGACCAAGUCUUGGGAGGUGACGAAAAACAACUCCAAACCAUGUGAAGAAAUAGAAAAGGUCCUGAAGCUCUCACAGGACGCUGUCUCUCAGGUCCAGAAGAUAGAGAGUAAGGCGAAGGAGGAGCAUCAUUCAACAUCAAACGAUGUAGACCCACGUUACGAGCAACUGAGACAUAGUGUGAUGUAUCACCCAAAGAGAGAGUUCACCCAGUCUCAGGUCCUUCGUAUGAAACAUCUGGGAAAUGCCUUACCCGCUCCAGAAUGGAAGGACUCCUGGAGGACGGUGAAACACAGAAGGAGGAUGGAGAGAAGAAGAUACAGACCUGAACCUGCCAGCCCCUUCAGAGUACCUGAGAAAGGAGGAGACAGGAAGCCUGCUGCCGCGGAGUGGAAAGACUCAUGGAAGCACUCCUGCCAGCCCCUGCAUCAGGAGCCUGAACAGUGGGAGCAGGGUUGGACCACCAUGCCCCAAGUCCGAGUGGAUCGCGCAAGAGAGCAGAACCACUUUGCUCCUGUAGAACUUCCUAAAAAUGGCCCAACCACAGAGCAUAGCUGGGAGCAGUCAUGGAGGUUUAUGAGGCACCAGCGCCAAUCAGGACAAGGCCGGGUCAGACCACAAACAAGCCAAGGAAGACCAAGUGUGCCUUCUCACCAGAGGAGGUGCGGUUCUGACUGGCAGGAUGCCUGGAUGGUCUCAGAAACUCAGUACCGCCAUGACAGACCUUCCUUAAUCCAGUGGAGGGAUGCCUGGCAGUGGUCCAUCUUCCACACAGAGGGUUGGAUUGACGAGAUGCCCAGAGAGAACCGUCUGAGUGAGCGGAUGGAGAUCGAGCCCCAGAGAGGAUGGAUGUCCUCGCAGAGAGCCCAAGCAAAAAUGAGCCGGUCUUUUGAAGAGAAGAUGUUUAAGGAGCGCUAUCCGGAGAAGCAGUGGAAUGCUUCAUGGAAAGCUGGGCCACUCCUGAGCUACACAACAAGUGGUUCUUCAGGUACUACUGGGAAUAACAAGAGCAGCACCGUUCAGCAGCAACACGCCACCACCAACGGCCACGGCUCCAAGUGGGGGAGAUCUUUCAGGAUCGCCAACCCCAUGCCGCAGUUGGAGCAACCCUGGGUGCAGUCCUCUCCCAACACGUCUCAGUAUACAGUCAUGUUGAUCAGAGGAAUGACCACUCCAAACAAAACCAACCCCAAGUUUAGCAACAGCCCGGUGACCUUCAAUCAAUGGGGGACUUCCCACAGGUUCCUUCAGGGUGCCAGCACUCAGACCAAAGACAAAACACAGGUUAAACCAUCUGUUGACCCCAUGGUGAUUGUUACCAAACACAUCAACUCAAGGAUGAAUCUGCACUCUAAGUUGGAGAAGCCGAAACAAGCAGAUAAGACAUGGGUAGGAUGCCACCUGUUAGGAAAGACCCAGCCAAAGCCCAAGAGAGGUGCCACUCCAGUCAAGACGUCCAACAUGGGUGGAGAAGAUGACAAGUUCUAUGCAGAGUGGGCAGAGUCCUGGAAAUUCCUGGUUAAGGCUGGUGCUAUGAAAAAACAGAUGAUCUCCCUCAGAAGUUGGACUGAGUCUUGGAAGUUCCUCGUUCCUCUGUACCCCCCAACAAACGGCACAAAGACCAAAUAGAAGACAUGCUAGGUUGACGUUUAGCUUAGUCGAGUGAGGUGAAUAUUUUCAAUAAACCUGACUUCAAACAUCAAAUCAGUUCAGAAAGUUUGUCACUUUGUCUUUAUUUUCUCUACGAAUCAGCAUUUUAUUUAUAAGAUACCAUUUUUAAACGCCUUUAAGUUGAAAUCAGAGUGGAUGUAACAUCUCCUACCUUAU
Molecule: messenger RNA, 3210 nt
Organism: Notolabrus celidotus (New Zealand spotty)
Lineage: Eukaryota; Metazoa; Chordata; Actinopteri; Labriformes; Labridae
Exons: 3
Coding region: 136-3012 (958 amino acids)
Source: RefSeq, a predicted model, not a curated record